This is a messenger RNA of Asterias rubens (European starfish), 1685 nucleotides long. Its product is annotated as forkhead box protein C2-like. The record is from RefSeq and is a predicted model, not a curated record. NCBI's taxonomy places the organism in Eukaryota, Metazoa, Echinodermata, Asteroidea, Forcipulatida, Asteriidae. Gene Ontology annotation, molecular function: RNA polymerase II cis-regulatory region sequence-specific DNA binding; DNA-binding transcription factor activity, RNA polymerase II-specific. The transcript has a single exon. Bases 282 to 1424 code for a protein of 380 amino acids. Gene Ontology annotation, biological process: cell differentiation; anatomical structure morphogenesis; regulation of transcription by RNA polymerase II.
GCUUCAUUCGGGGGCACUCAUCCAGUGAAACACGGCAGAGAUUGGUAGACCGUGGUCGUCUUUAGUUGUCAAGACGAGCUAAUAGCAGUGACUCCGAAUUGUUCCUCUUUAUUCUCCAGUUGCACGAGUACACAGUAAGUUGAUUCAGCUGAACCGUUGAUCCUUUGGAUAGUGAACACUUCUGAUUUGAUAAUCGUCUUAGUACAUGUUCCACGUAACGACUGUCACUUUGUUGUGAAGAAACAUUGUAUAUCAGAGUGCAGAGAUCGCCAACUACUGUAAUGUUUUCAUCGUGUAGUACAAGAGAGGCUGACAGUGGAGUCACAGACAUGUCAACCAUUCAGUCGAUCUUGGACAGCUUUGCAAACUCACCUCCGAUGACUGUGAGUACUUCGACAGCCCCAGUGCAGCCCAACUGCGAGCUGGAUGAGGUAGCCCAACCUACGACUUUGGACGACGAUGACUCUCGUCCCAAACACAGCUACCUGGCUCUCACCACAAUGGCUCUACAGCACCAACCAGGUAAACAAUGUGACUUGAAAGCAAUCUACGAGUACAUAACCGCUGCUUUCCCGUACUACACCAAAAAUCGCAAACACUGGAAAAACUCUGUCCGUCACAACCUGACCCUCCAUAAAUGCUUCAAGAGGCUCGACACGGAGGAAGAUCGGAUCAGAGAGGCUAAGGGGAAUUUACGGAGCAAUCCUCGCUGGGCCCUGGUGUCCGUUCCCGACAGCUCCAAGCUUCUUAUCCCAAGACAAAUCCGGGACAGGACUUCCGGUGCAAAGAAAAGGAAAAGUAAGAACUCCCCGGCCGACGAGAAAUCAAGAUCUCAUAAGGAACCCAAAACCAAGACGAAGAAACACGAGAUUAAUUCUCCAACAGCAGCUCUCUCAACGGUAUCGCCUCUAGCGAGCAUUUCCCUCAUGCUUCCAAAGAUCGGUUCCAAUGACUCUUGCCUCCCGUCAACAUCUACAACUCUCCGGGCUCUUCUUCAACCGCCAGUCACCCCGGAAUCAGACUAUGGUAGUCUGUGCUCGGAUCGUUCCAGCCCUUUUAUUCCUGAACAUUCGUUUUCGGAACACCAUGCCCUUCAAUCACAGUCCCCCGGUCUUCCAGACGACGGCCUCAGUCCGCUUCCCCGCCUCAGCGUGCAAGACAUCUGUGCCGUCCUUCAUGACGAUUUCCCCGGUAGCCCUGACAGCGGAGCGGGCACGGACCUCCUGGACGGGUUCGGGUGGCUGGACGAUUCGGAACCUGCUAAUCAAGGAACCCCGGAUGAACAGUUCUUCUACCCACAACCAUGCUUAGCAGACACCCUCCUGGAUGACUCAGUGUUUGAACCGGCAGCCGUUUCGUACUUUGUGCCGAAGGUACCAGUUGAACAUCCCCUGUCUGUCAGUAUUCAGAACUUUACUUUCUGAGAAUUCAAAUUUUACAAUUAUUUUAAAAUGCCAAUUUCAUAAAAUUAUACAACUCUUAAAACCAUGCUAAACAUUGCCUGUUUGACAAUCGAGUAUUUUUGAUUAUUCAAUCAAAUUGUUGUUUGUUCAAAAACUUGCCCAAGUUCUUGAUUAUGUACUGUUAAUUUCGAUGACCAAAACAAUGAAUUGUAUUUAUUAUUGGGCUUAAAAUUGUUCACCAAUGUUUAUUUAAUUGUUUGUUCAUGAAUACUUUUUUGUUCC